Molecule: messenger RNA, 426 nt
Organism: Penicillium pulvis
Lineage: Eukaryota; Fungi; Ascomycota; Eurotiomycetes; Eurotiales; Aspergillaceae
Exons: 1
Coding region: 1-426 (141 amino acids)
Source: RefSeq, a predicted model, not a curated record
AUGCAGGUAGCAGAAAUACUAUCUGAUAUCACGUCACUACGGGUUUGCGUAAGUCUCUUGUUCUCCAAGGCUGAUGAGAUCUCCCCUGAUUCCACAAGGGAUUGCCCCUCCACGCGCCGAUCCCUUGUCAGCUCGAGCCACCUAAAGGCUAACACUGCCCAGGGCCAGAACGAAGCCCUCUCCCUAGUGAAUGCACACAAAUCCGUCACCGGAACAAGCGAUACCGCUACAAAUAGCCCAGUCGUAAAUCUCUCCGAUGAAGCGCCCGGAACCCAACCCAACAAAAAACAUGAAGAUUUGCAACGAGCCAAAGAACUGGUCAAGCUGCAUUACGAAUUCAAAUCAAGACACUCCAACGGUGAGGUGGAUGAUGCAUUACGAAAGGCACGCGAGGAUGUGGAGCUGGUCCUGAGCGAGCUAGAGUGA